Messenger RNA from Scylla paramamosain (green mud crab), 1222 nucleotides. Its product is annotated as forkhead box protein C1-like. Gene Ontology annotation, molecular function: DNA-binding transcription factor activity, RNA polymerase II-specific; RNA polymerase II cis-regulatory region sequence-specific DNA binding. Gene Ontology annotation, biological process: regulation of transcription by RNA polymerase II; cell differentiation; anatomical structure morphogenesis. The record is from RefSeq and is a predicted model, not a curated record. NCBI's taxonomy places the organism in Eukaryota, Metazoa, Arthropoda, Malacostraca, Decapoda, Portunidae.
UGGGCGGCCUCGGAGGUGCGGCAGCAGUCAGCGGCAGCAGCAGCAGCCGGGUACCCGCCGGGCCACCCGCUGUACGCGUACGGCUACCGCCUGGUGGACCCGCGCAGCCUGCUGCCCCGCGGGCCCGAGGAGCCCAAGCCGCAGCACUCGUACAUCGGGCUGAUCGCCAUGGCCAUCCUGAGCAGCCCGGACAAGAAGCUCGUGCUCAGCGACAUCUACCAGUACAUCCUGGACAACUACGCCUACUUCCGCUCCCGCGGCCCCGGCUGGCGCAACUCCAUCCGCCACAACCUGUCCCUCAACGACUGCUUCAUCAAGGCGGGCCGCUCCGCCAACGGCAAGGGCCACUACUGGGCCAUCCACCCCGCCAACCUCGACGACUUCAGCCGCGGCGACUUCCGCCGCCGCCGCGCCCAGCGCCGCGUCAGGAAGCAUCUCGGGCUGCCCGUGGAUGACGACUCAGAGCCCGAGCCUCCUCCCCGCCGCACACCAGCGAGUCCCCCACCGGCGGGCGCAGCGCCGCGCCUCACCUCCACGCUGCACUUCAUCAGGCCCAAGCGACAGUUUGAUGUGCUCAGCCUCCUGGCGCCUGACCAGCCGCCGAUCCUGAAGGAGGCGCCCGAGGCAGAGACAGAUGCCGUCUGUUUGGAAAUCAAGCCUUCUUUGUGUGACGCGACGCGGCCCGUCCCUGCCACGGGGCUGUGCUGAGGCCAGGCCGCGGGAGGCCCGGCCCGACCACGACCACAGGCUGGAGCCAAAGCAGGAGCCUGGCAGCGGCCCGCCUCCACAUGGCUCAGACGUGCGGCUGGUGUUGCGCCCCCCCGCCACCCUGGCCAAGACCACAAGCCCCCUGAGGUGAGCAGCAGCAGCAGCAGCGCGGGGAGCCAGGGUGACGCCAGGCCGCGGGAGGGCAGGCGAGGUCUCGAGACCCAUGCCCUUCUCUGAGGCCUACAUCAUCCCCUCGCCCCCUGUCAAGCACGCCCCCUGCUCCCCUCCCUCCACUACAACAGCUCCAGGUGCCGCCCAUGUUCCACCCACGUCCUAUCCACGUCCAUCGCUGCUCACCUGAGCCGCGCCGCCCAAGCUACACGCCAUCACCUGCCGCCCCCACUCAUCCCUCCAUCGCCAGUGCGCCCCUCUCGCCUGCAGGGCCGCCCCCUGGGAAGGAGGACCAACCUGGUGCUGUCCACUCUUAGAAACUCAUAAAGUAAACACUGAGCCA